Molecule: messenger RNA, 1551 nt
Organism: Penicillium arizonense
Lineage: Eukaryota; Fungi; Ascomycota; Eurotiomycetes; Eurotiales; Aspergillaceae
Exons: 5
Coding region: 1-1551 (516 amino acids)
Biological process (GO): transmembrane transport
Cellular component (GO): membrane
Molecular function (GO): transmembrane transporter activity
Source: RefSeq, a predicted model, not a curated record
AUGGCAGACAACAACGUCCCCAAACCAGCCGCUAUGCAUGUUGAGGGCUCUGGAAUCGCCACUGAUACAGGCAAAAUUCAUAAUGGAGAUGCAGCACUGGCUUUGUUUGAUAACCUGGAUGAGAUGCAUGAAGGCUUUGAGCCUGGCGAGGAGAAGAGACUGGUUCGCAAGAUCGACUUGAUGAUUCUGCCCUUUUUAUCGGUUUGCUAUGCGUUCUACUAUAUCGACAAAACCACGCUAUCCUAUGCUGCAAUAUUUGGAAUCCAGGAGGACUUGAAUCUCUCCGGGGCCGAAUAUUCAUGGCUGUCGAGUGUCUUCUAUUUUGGCUUCCUAGUCUGGUCUUUUCCAACCAACCUGUUGAUGCAGCGGUUCCCUAUCGGCAAAUAUCUUGGUGUCAACAUCUUUCUUUGGGGGUUCUUCCUCAUGCUACAGGCGGCUGCUAAAAACUUCACCCAACUCGCUGUGUUGCGAGUUAUAUCGGGCGCAGCUGAAGCCUGCAGUGAUCCUGCUUUCAUGCUUAUUACCAGCAUGUGGUAUACCCGUCGUCAACAACCUAUUCGGAUUGGACUGUGGUACACCGCCAAUGGCUUCGGAAUCGCGGUCGGUGGUCUACUGGGAUAUGGAAUUGGCCAGAUCCAAGGAUCCCUGGCUUCAUGGAAGUACGAAUUCUUGAUUAUCGGUGCUCUAUGCUGCGUAUGGGGCAUUGUGAUGGUCAUAUUCCUCCCGGACUCCCCAGUCACAGCGCCACAGCUGUCGGACCGUGAGAAGAAACUCGCAGUUGAAAGACUGAGAGACAACCAGACUGGUAUAGAGAAUCGAAACAUGAAGCCUCACCAGAUCUUCGAGGCCUUGACUGACUGGAAAGUCUGGACAUUCUUCCUGCUUGGCCUCAGUGCAAAUAUCCCAAAUGGAGGCAUCUCAAAUUUUGGGACCCUGAUUAUCAAGGGAUUCGGCUAUUCAACGCUGGUUACAACUCUUAUGCAAAUCCCGUAUGGUGCCUUCAUUGCAGUGAUGAUCCUACUCAGCGUGUUCAUCAAUGACCGACUGCCACGCAACAACCGAUGCAUGGUUGCCAUCGUGUUUGUUCUCCCGACUCUAGCAGGUUCCUUCGGUCUCAACUUUGUAGCUGAGUCCAACAGUGUGGCGAGACUGAUCUGCUACUACCUGACCGGCUCUUACAAUGCUUCAUUUGUGAUCAUCCUUUCGAUCCUCACAGGAAAUAUUGCAGGCCACACCAAGAAGGUUGUUACCAACGCAAUGAUCUUCCUAGGUGUUUGCACUGGUAAUAUUGCAGGACCAUUUUUCUACAAAGCUGAACAGGCACCGGGCUAUACAUUGGGUAUUUGGUCGAUGAUCGUGGCGAACCUCAUCGAAAUCGCAUUGAUUGUGUUCCUCGCAAUUGCUCUUGCUUGGGAGAAUCGACGUCGCGACCGGGCACAGAAUGUGGUGCCAGGAGGAGACAAUGACUAUAUCCGACAGCUGGAAUUGGAUCGAACGGCGUUUAGCGACCUGACGGACAAGGAAAAUGCGAACUUCCGCUACCUGUACUAG